ACAUUUCAUUGUUGCGCGCUGUGGUGUGUUGACAAUGACCACUGAUCACCAAAUUCUAAAAAAAAAAAAAAUUCUAAAUGCAUUGUUGGCACGAAAGGUGUCUAAAACCAAGUUGAACAGGUGGUUAUGCAUGCAAAAACGUUACAGAUGUCCAUAUUAUUUACCUACUACUUGCUAAUUAAUUUACGAAUCCGGUAGAUAGGUUUGCACAACGUAUUACUUCUUUAAAACGAUAAAAAGUGCAGUUUUGACAAUUUCACGAGCCCUACCCUAAGCGCACGCGUAUUAAACAUUAUAGGAAAUGGAUUUCAAUGUAGGAAACGGCACUUUAUUAUGAGGACACAUACUAAUCGGUGGUCGCCUGAAAAAAACAGGCGCCGCGGAUGGUAAAUCUCCGGCAUGUACGGCCAGCGGGUUGUGAUAGUCAUGCUGAAAAUAACGAAAUAGCUUUUGCAUUUCUGCGCCCGUACGCGUCCCCGCACAGCCACAUGCCCCGCCGCGGCUGGCUCACGGCUCGCUGACUGCGCUCGCUGUGGAUUGUGGGAGCCGGAGACGCUGCCCAGGCUCGCUAUAUUGGAGCUGACAGAAGACAGUAGACAUAUUGCCGUGCUCUGUCCUCGUCACCAUGUCCAGCAGAGGAGGGAAGAAGAAGACCACAAAGACGUCGCGGUCCACCAAGGCCGGCGUCAUCUUUCCCGUGGGCCGCAUGUUGCGCUACAUCCGGAAAGGCCUCCCCAAGUACCGCAUCGGUGUGGGGGCCCCCGUCUACAUGGCAGCUGUGCUGGAGUACCUCACAGCCGAAAUCCUAGAGCUGGCAGGCAAUGCGGCGCGGGACAAUAAGAAGGGCCGUGUCACACCAAGACACAUCCUGUUGGCCAUCGCCAACGAUGAGGAACUCAACCAGCUGCUGAAGGGCGUGACCAUCGCGGCAGGGGGUGUGCUGCCCAACAUCCACCCAGAGCUGCUGGCCAAGAAGAGGGGCUCUAAAGGGAAGCUGGAGGCCAUCAUCACCCCCCCACCCGCCAAAAAGUCCAAGGCGUCGCCCGCAAAGAAAUCAGCCGCCAAGAAAGCUGGCGGCCGAAAGGCCGCCGGCAAGUCAAAGAAGAAGCAGGGAGAGAUGAGCAAAGCGGCCAGCGCGGACAGCACCACGGAGGGAACACCGGCCAACGGCUUCACCAUCCUGUCCACCAAGAGCCUCUUCCUGGGGCAGAAGCUGAACCUCAUUCACAGUGAGAUCAGUAACUUGGCUGGCUUUGACGUGGAGGGUGUAAUCAAUCCCACCAAUGCUGACAUUGACCUUAAAGAUGAUCUAGGGAGCGCCCUGGAGAAGAAGGGCGGCAAGGAGUUUGGGGAGGCGGUGGUGGAGUUGCGCAAGAAGAAUGGCCCCCUGGAGGUGGCAGGAGCGGCGCUUACCUCUGGCUGCGCCCUUCCGGCCAAGUUCGUCAUCCACUGUAACAGUCCAGGCUGGGGCUCCGACAAAUGCGAGGAGCUGCUAGAUAAAACGGUGAAGAACUGCCUGGCACUGGCGGACGAGAAGAAGCUAAAGUCUGUGGCGUUCCCCUCUAUUGGCAGCGGCAGAAACGGCUUCCCAAAGCAGACUGCCGCCCAGGUCAUCCUGAAAGCCAUCUCCAGCUACUUCAUGGGAACGAUGUCCUCCUCCAUCAAGACGGUCUACUUCGUUCUUUUCGACAGCGAAAGCAUAGGCAUCUAUGUGCAGGAAAUGGCAAAACUUGACGCCAACUGAAUCCCUCACGCCCCCGAAAACCUUGAUUUGUAAGCUCUACUUUUUUUUUUUUUCUUUGAUUCACAUUACUGUCAUGAUCUUUGAGAUCAUUGGGAUUUUUUUUUUCAACAUUUCCUGUCAAUUUUGACACUGACUUCUGUUUUUACUUGCACUGUUUCGCAGGUGGUCCAUGAAUGGUUGUUCAUGUAGACGGUAUUUCUUAAAAAAAAAAAAAAUAUUUUUUACUGAAGGAGCUUUUGCACUACAGCGUGUUUGGUGUGCAAGAGCCGUGCAAGAGGCAUUUUUGUAUCUGUGCUGUGCUAUUAUGUGUUACCCCUGUAGAUUUUUUUUCCUUUGUUUUUUUUUGUUUUAUAAAUAGCUACCACAGCUUUUUGUGUAUUAAAAAUGUUGGAAGUUAAGUGUAUUAAAUGUUUCAGUAAAUAUUUCAAUGUGAAAA
Messenger RNA from Paramormyrops kingsleyae, 2180 nucleotides. RefSeq names its product macroH2A.1 histone (gene macroh2a1). The record is from RefSeq and is a predicted model, not a curated record. Gene Ontology annotation, molecular function: protein heterodimerization activity; DNA binding; structural constituent of chromatin. Gene Ontology annotation, cellular component: nucleosome. Gene Ontology annotation, biological process: nucleosome assembly. Lineage: Eukaryota; Metazoa; Chordata; Actinopteri; Osteoglossiformes; Mormyridae.